AUGUACUCCGUACGCCUGAUGCUGCCUCUCGGCUUCCAGUGGUGUGGGCCUGGACGGGCGUUCCGCACGAGAAGGUUGGAGACGGCAUGUCAGCUAACCAUGUCAGUCCCUUAUUACAUUACCACUUUGGAGAACGGCGGCGUGAACAAUUCCUUUCUUGUCCUGACCGCCUGUGGCGACACUGGGUUAUUUGGGAUUUUGGGUCUGCUCAAGGAUCUCCUGGCUCCGCUGCCGAAGGCUCCAAGGGGGCUGGGGUGGAAAGGACGGAAUGAGGGCCUAGAGCUCCGCGAGACUCGGGUGUCAGGCUGGAAGGAAUGGACAGGCAGAAGGGUAAUGUAUGCACGGCUCACCUGUAUGAUGUAUAUCGGUGUCCAGCAGUUUGUCGUAGAGACGUGCCCGACCUACCAUACCUUUUGCUUGUCUUGUGGAAUCUUGGCUAGGCGCCAGGGGAAGGGCGAUGCGGUGACCCUGGAUUCGGUGUCACAGACUCGCAGGUUCCACCACGAAGCCACAACGGAGAAGAGAUCGUGUCGUAAAUUAGAUCCGGACAGCGCUAAGAGCCUUGGACUGACGCCGGUGGCUCGUUCUGCUGAUGGCGGCCGGAAGCACGGAGGCACAGAGUUUUCUGAGAGGCCAGGUUAUCGAGAUCCGCUUCCCAGAGCCCUGGUCGACGACUUCGGCCACAGUCCAGGAUCCACCUUUCACUAUCCACACUCCACAGUCCGUGUGCCACGCUCUGCGCGCGGAUUCUUCCCUGGGGCGUUCCAAAACAUGGGGCGCUCUGCAGCUCACGGCCGUGCAUAG
Messenger RNA from Rasamsonia emersonii CBS 393.64, 804 nucleotides. RefSeq lists its product as uncharacterized. The transcript has 3 exons. NCBI's taxonomy places the organism in Eukaryota, Fungi, Ascomycota, Eurotiomycetes, Eurotiales, Trichocomaceae. Bases 1 to 804 code for a protein of 267 amino acids. The record is from RefSeq and is a predicted model, not a curated record.